GGAAUGUGUAGCCUGCAUUACGUCACUGCCAGCGGCAAGAAAGCAGCCCCGUCCAGGAGGAGUUGGGUUACUCUUUUCAGAGGAGUAUUACAGGGAUUUGUGUGUUUUUUCCUGGUCCUAUUCAGAGUUCCAGAGUCCUGGGUGGACGACGGGGAGGAAAGUGUGAAGCAGCGCAUCUCGGCUCCUGCCUCAGUAUGAAAAAGUAGAAGGAUCUGAUUAUCGACGAAACCCCCAGAAAGUAGAUGGAGGAACCAGUAGGUACAGAUGGUUGUUACUGUUCGGGCUGUGGAGAAAGAAUUCAAGACUCGUUUCACAUGAAAGUCUUCCAGGACACCUGGCACAACGCCUGCUUUCAGUGUUCUGUGUGCUGUGACCACCUGACAAAUUGGUACUAUGAAAAGGAUGGAAAGCUCUACUGUCGCAAACACUACUGGGAGAAGUUCGGAGAGCUCUGUCACGGCUGCUCUCUGCUCAUGACUGGACCUGCAAUGGUGGCUGGGGAACACAAGUAUCACCCUGAAUGCUUUGUAUGUCUGAGCUGCAAGGUGGUGAUUGAAGACAGGGAUACCUACGCCUUAGUUGAGCGGUCGAAACUCUACUGUGGGAAGUGCUACAAGCAGGUGGUCCUCACGCCCAUGUUGGAAAAACGAUCCCAUGACUCAAUCCUCGACUCCGUGCCCCACACAGUGACCCUCGUCUCAAUGCCUUCUGCAGCCAACGGCAAGAGAGGCUUCUCGGUAUCUGUACUGAGGGACGUCAGCGGCUCCGUCAGCGUUCAAGUCAAAGAGGUCAGAGGAAUGCUUAUUAGUCCAGAGGUGCGGAAUGCCAUCCAUGUUGGGGACAGGAUCCUGGAGAUCAAUGGCCUCCCAGUGGGAACACUUAUGGAGGAGGAGGUGGACGAUCUGAUUCACCGCACCAGUCACACACUGCAGCUGCUUAUAGAGUAUGAUCCAGUCAGGCAGCGUUUGGACCGUCUCAGACUGGGAUCUCCACAGAGGCUAGGAGUCCCAGCGACCUCCCGCAUGCGCCUGUCCUCCCCCUCUAAUGCGGUCCUGGAGAGAACUGAUGUGGUUGAUGAUGGCACACUCAAGAGGCGAUCGUUAAGACGCAGUAACAGCAUAUGCAAGUCUCCGGGGCCGAAUUCUCCUAAGGAACAGGCUUUUAUUUCACGAGACAUUGGACGUUCUGAGUCAUUAAGAUCCUCCAGUAGCUGCUCUCACCGUAUAUUUAGGCCAUGUGAUCUCAUCCACGGUGAAAUCUUGGGAAAAGGCUUCUUUGGACAGGCCAUCAAGGUGACUCAUAAAGCCACAGGAGAGGUGAUGGUAAUGAAGGAGCUGAUCCGUUGUGAUGAGGAGACGCAGAAAACUUUCCUCAAGGAGGUCAAGGUAAUGAGGAGCCUAGAUCAUCCACAUGUUUUAAGGUUUAUCGGUGUUCUAUACAAGGACAAGAGGCUCAAUCUGAUAACGGAGUUUAUCGAGGGAGGCACUCUGAAGGAUUUCAUCAGAGACACGGACCCCUUUACAUGGGAGCAAAGAGUGAGCUUUGCAAAGAGCAUCGCCUCUGGAAUGGCUUAUCUGCAUUCAAUGAGUAUCAUACACAGAGACCUCAACUCUCACAACUGCCUGGUUAAACUGGACAACACAGUGGUCGUAGCAGACUUUGGGCUUUCUCGACUCAUAGUAGAGGAGAAAGUAAAACCACCUCCUGAAAAAUCUUCCACCAAGAAAAGAGUGUUCAGACGUAUAGACCGAAAGAAGAGGUACACAGUAGUGGGAAACCCUUAUUGGAUGGCUCCAGAGAUGCUAAAUGGGAAACGUUACGACGAGAAGGUGGAUCUUUUCUCCUUUGGAAUUGUGCUUUGCGAGAUUAUUGGGAAAGUCUACGCAGACCCAGAAUGCCUCCCCAGGACUUUAGACUUUGGUCUUAAUGUUGGCAAGUUUGUGGAAAAGUUCCUUCCUGAUGACUGUCCACCAGCUUUCUUUCCACUGGCUGUGGCCUGCUGUGACCUCACUCCAGACAACCGUCCACCUUUUCAGAAGCUGGAGGACUGGUUUGAAGCACUAUCCCUCAACCAGGAGCUGGGGAUCCCCCUCCCCGCUGAACUGGAUGAACUACAGCAGAGUCUAAGUCAACUUCACUGGCCCAAAGAUGGCUCUCCAACCCAGAGUACAAGUCAGCCGUCAACACCAACACCAGCGUCUCCAGACUCCGUGACAGACAAUGGCACUUAGGUCCUGUGUCUUCAUGAUCUGUAGCCUGUGACCCCUCUCAACUGCUGCACUAACAUGUGAAAGACAAAUGGAGGAAAAUGAAACCCGAGCCAUUUUAGAAACUGGAUGACCUGCAAUAGCUGGACCAAUUCUCCCAGUGUGGGAUGUUUAGUGUGAGAGUGCCAGUGCACUGCAAUGUGAGUGGAAACAGUGGAGGAGACGCAUUUCAAGACAACAAGUGUUAGUUACUAAUUGUUAUCUUACUUAACCCCACUCACAGGGUUUUACUGAUGUUUACUGUGUAUAAAAACAAUAUGCACCUUCCUGUGGUCCUGCUCCUGUGAGCGGUGGAGCAUCUUUGUACUGUGCAAGACCUUUUUGUUCACAUUUGAUGAGUCCCCAUGUGACAGCAGUUUUGCUAUUCUGCCUUUGAAAUUGUUUGCUACAUGUGGAAUGCACAGAAUCAGUCCUUGCCCAGGAGAGGAAUCGCUUCACCGUAGCAGCAAAGAAAACAAAGGUGUUUGACGUUGUGGCUGAUUGACAUGUCUGAAAAAAAAAGAGAGAUUUAAGGCAGUACAGGAAGCAAAACACACAGGGAUCUUGAAAAGGUCUGACACAAGAAGGCAAAGGAAUGUUGUGGCUUUUAUUGUCUAGGCACCACUGAUCUAAUUUUUGACGAGACAGUAACAAGUAUAGUUCUGCAAUACUGUAAUGAUGUUAUUUCAUUUCCUAAAAUGUUGAAUUAACCCUUUUGAUUUUUUUUUUUUGAGUUCAAAAACCUGGUGCUUGUUUUAACAACACAUGAACAGAAGCUCUUUUUACAUAUUAGGGCUGUUUAAAGUUACCAUAAGAUGUGCUGCCACACAUCAUUACUUAAGAUGACCAUACAAAGUUGCUUUGUGAAGAUGAACUGGAUUUUUUCUUUUUUUGUUUUUUAAGAAACAUAUAAAUAUGUACAUACUGUGGUUCUAAUUUUAUGUUAUUUUGUAAUUGAAACUAUAAAUUUGUAGAUUUUUAGACAUUUCGCCAACAGUGAGCGUUUUGGCCUUUCUUAAAUAGCAUCACAUAAGGUACUGACGACCUGUUGUAACCACUAUUAUUUAUAUCACUGUAGUGUUUCUUAAAUAAAACUCCUAAAAGGUGA
Sphaeramia orbicularis (orbiculate cardinalfish) is the source of this 3354-nucleotide messenger RNA. It is a transcript of the gene limk2, whose product is annotated as LIM domain kinase 2. The transcript has 16 exons. The coding region runs from base 243 to 2231 and encodes 662 amino acids. NCBI's taxonomy places the organism in Eukaryota, Metazoa, Chordata, Actinopteri, Kurtiformes, Apogonidae. Gene Ontology annotation, molecular function: protein binding; ATP binding; protein serine/threonine kinase activity. The record is from RefSeq and is a predicted model, not a curated record. Gene Ontology annotation, biological process: actin cytoskeleton organization; protein phosphorylation. Gene Ontology annotation, cellular component: cytoplasm; nucleus.